Messenger RNA from Pocillopora verrucosa, 910 nucleotides. Its product is annotated as ubiquinone/menaquinone biosynthesis C-methyltransferase UbiE-like. Gene Ontology annotation, molecular function: methyltransferase activity. NCBI's taxonomy places the organism in Eukaryota, Metazoa, Cnidaria, Anthozoa, Scleractinia, Pocilloporidae. The record is from RefSeq and is a predicted model, not a curated record.
AUGUCAACACCAAUUAUUAGUGCCAAGUCCCUUGCGAAUCUCACACGGGCACGCUUUACUACGAUUCGGUCGCCUAAGCUUGGGCAAGUAAUCAAAAUGUCCUGUUCCAAAAAUGUGGCAAAGAGUUACCAGCAAGUGUCUGUUUUUCAAAGAGAGCAUGGAAAAAUACUGAUUGACGAUAUAGAGAUUCAUCGAGGACAUGUUAUCCUAGAUUUGGGCUGCGGUACUGGAGAAUUGUCUGCGUAUCUGUCCGAGCUCGUAGGAGAAGAUGGAAGAGUCGUUGCCGUUGAUCCCGACAGUUAUCGAGUAGAAGUGGCGCGAGAAUCACACAGGGAAGUAAAAAAUCUCGCAUUUCAUGAAGGAAGCUCUGCCAGCUUCCCAGGAAUGGACUCGGAGACUUACGACAUCGUCUUCUCCAACUUUGUGUUUCACUGGAUUCAGGAUAAAGAAGAAGCAUUCAAGAACAUGUUUCGGAGCCUGAAACCAGCAGGGAAAAUUGUCCUGACUUACGGCGAUCGCUUACAUUCCAUCGAACAUAAAAUUUAUGGUGAACUUCAAAACUCAGAAAGCAUGGAACGCAUGCGAAGUAAACGUUGGUACGAGAGAAGGUCAAAAAUUGAAGAGAUGUGUUCCGCUACAGGAUUCGAAAUCAUAAAAAGUGUCGACGUCAAAAUGGAGGAUCUUGAGUUCGAAAAUGUUGAAAGCUUGUGCUCAUUUAUCUUGGCAACUAAUCAAGGCAGGUUUGUUUCAGAGCUAGCCACGAGAGAUAAGGUAUCGAGGUUUUGUACUCAGUACACAAGCGGAGAAAAUUCUAAACCGUUGACAGUUUAUACUGAUGCAGGAGAUUAUUACUGCGUACUGAUUGCAGCCAAACCAUAAAGAAAGUGUCGGCCUUCUGGAUUAUAGUUGA